This is a messenger RNA of Rhagoletis zephyria (snowberry fruit fly), 1454 nucleotides long. RefSeq lists its product as uncharacterized. The record is from RefSeq and is a predicted model, not a curated record. Lineage: Eukaryota; Metazoa; Arthropoda; Insecta; Diptera; Tephritidae.
AAACGACAAAAAUGCGUAUUGGUGAUAUUUUAAACCACUCUGUGUGUAUUGGCAAUUGAAAAAUACGCCAUUGUACAAUUUUAUACACAAAAACCAGAAGGACAGGAUAAGCUACGCAUUUGUGAAAUGGGACGUCACAAAAACGCCGCACAGGAAGCCAUUAUGAUAAACUUCAUGCAACAGUACCCCGGAAUUGCGUGUGGUACGAUUCAGUGCAAACAAAAGCGGAACGCGUUAUGGGAAGCUCUUGCAGAAAAGCUGAAUAGCCGGGGACCACCAAAGAAACCAAUGCAGCGGUGGAAGAAGGUUUGGAUAGAUUGGCGCGCAGCAGUAAGAAGAAAGAUCAUGUUUGAAAAAAUUGAAGCCAAUGCAUCAGUCGCACAGGACGACGAAACAUUAUAUAAAAAGACUACAUUAUCGCCUGCCGAAGGUGAAUUAGCUCGUAUAUGUAAGCUUUUUGAAGCUGAUGUCGACGUUGAUAACAGCUCAGACGUGCAAGAAGAUUCGAGUCCGAUCUCUGAGGGCACCGACACAAUUGUCAAAGACGAGUUAGUGUUCGACGAGGAAGAUGAUGAAAAUUCAAAAGAUUAUGAUGUUGCUGUUGGAGCUUGUGAAGAUAGAAGUAAUGAGAAGUCCACAGAGGCCGAAAACAUAAGUGUGCGAGAUUUCGCUCAAUGUCCAACUUCAAGUGGACUAAACAUUAAAGUAGAUAGUAGUGAGGAUAAGGUUGAAAUUAAAAAGCGCAAAAUUGAUGCAACAGCAACAGAAGAAAGUGAUGACUUAAUCAAGAUUUUAAGACAGCAAGCAACUGUGAUAAGUACGAUUACGAAGUUUCUUACAGAAAACGUCAAUUUGCAAACCGAAAAUUUCCGGGUUAUGAAUGAAAUAAGACAGGGCCUAAAGGAAGUUUGUAAGUCAAUAAAAACACUCAGUGACGUUACGAAUGAUAAUCUAAAGGAGCAACGCCGACACAACUAUGAAAUAGAGAAGCUGCAAAGAGAAGAGGUCUUAUUAGCAAAACAACAACUAGAACUGGAAGAAUUGAAGGUAUUUGGAAAUAGAAUGCACGAGUAAUUUCUACAGUAUUUUGAUAAAUUCCUUUAACUUUCUGUAAGUCAUAAGUCUGGAUUUUCAUUUUUUUUCAUUAUUUCGGCAAUAUGAAUAGUCUUUGCCUUACUAUGUAUGUAUUUCAUUUUCAUUUAAAUUUACGAAUGUUGACAUCAUUCCCAUUAAGUCGUAUUAAUUUUAAUGAAAUAAAAUAGAAAUUUUACAUAUAAUCUUAUGUUUAUGGCAGUAUCUGGUUGAAAGGACAAUGCGAUUCUGCUCUAUUAUAGGUGAAUAUCUAUUGUUAAAUAUACUGAAUGGUAAAAUUUGAGCAACCUCACAUACAUACAUACAUAUGAUGUCUUGCAUUAUCUUGAUACGCGGUUUUGUACUAUAAAUGCCGAUAUUUU